Messenger RNA from Ctenocephalides felis (cat flea), 3664 nucleotides. Its product is annotated as probable RNA helicase armi. The record is from RefSeq and is a predicted model, not a curated record. NCBI's taxonomy places the organism in Eukaryota, Metazoa, Arthropoda, Insecta, Siphonaptera, Pulicidae. Gene Ontology annotation, molecular function: helicase activity.
GUUAAAUUUAAACCCUGUGUGACUUCACACCGUAAUUUCGUUUGUUAUGUUGCUUCGUUGGUCGUUCGUCCAGUAUUAUAAUGGCGGUCGGUUGAGAUAGACGGUUUAAGGGUAAUCAAGAACAUUUUUGUGGGUUGAGAUUCUGUUUAUACAAGAUGAUUUCGUCGGCAUUGAAUUGGUUCUUCAAGAAAGACAGAGUAGAGGAUUCAGUUUUGAAACGUUUGAAUAAAACGAAUAUAAAUGAAGCUUUUGCUAACUCUAGCGAUGAAGAGCAUACUGAGGAGCCGCCAAAACCUUCACUUGAAAAGAAAGCCCAUUGUGUGGAAAGAAAAGGGGUAAUUACUAAACUUACUACGAACUCUGGUCUAAUUGACGAUAAAUUUCCUUUUGGUAUUGACCAGAACACGGUCCCAAACCUGAAGGUUGGGCAUAAUGUGCAGUAUCUUGGUUAUGUACAAGAGAAUGGUGAAAUAAGUAUUCGGAAAAUUAUUUCAAUUCAAAAUGAAUCGUGGGAUAAAAAUGACACUCAAGUUUUAGAACAGAAUAAUACUGCUGAAGAUAAAGCAGUUUAUGAUGUUCAUAUGCGUAGUAUAUGCACUAAGGUAAUGGCAAAGAUCGGCCGAUCAAUUGUUUUGGAAAAUAUACCAAUAACAUGUGACUUGGAUAAAGUAAAGACAACAUUUGUUCCUGAAACUGGUGACAUAGUGAAUGUAGAGGCUGUUUAUCAAACAGAUGCUACAGAGUUUACUUUGGCUGGAGAGAUAUUGGAUGUUGUAAAAAUAGAACCUCAACUAAAGGAUCAUCGUGAAGGAGAGAUUUCAGCUUAUGAUAUUGACAACAAUCGUGGUGUUGUCGACAAGGACAUUUUAUUUUAUAGAGAUGCUUGCGAAAUCGGAUACAACCCUGUGAAGGGCGAUCGAGUUAUGACUGAGUUUAUAGAAAGUGAACAAGUUCUUUCCUUUCGCGCUUUGAAAGUGAUUCCACUUACUUUGAAAGCGAGUAAUCUCACUCAUGAAAAUAAAAUCGAAGCUCUAAUUAAGCAUUUGCUUACUCCCAAGAAUGGCAUAAGUGUAAAACCUCUAAAAUUUGUUGCAAAACAAAUUGGAGAUAUAGAUCAAUCCUUUGUGGAAAUAACAAAUAAUGGAUCUUAUAAACAACAAAUUGUUGAUGCUCAUUUUAGAAAAUCAGUUGAUUCACAGUUAGAAUUAGUAAACUUAAAGCUGCCGCGUGACUUAAAUUGUGGUCAAACACUUAAGUUUAAACUUACAUGUACAGCUAAACACAGUGGUUAUUCUAAAGAACUAUUAAUAUUCUCAUUCAGAAACUUCAAAAUUGCUAAGUAUAUUGAUAUCGAUGUAGAUAUUGAUACAGAAAUAACCAAAGGAUCCAGUAAAAAAAAUUCAAUGAGUACCAUGUACCAAAAUGCAGCCAAAUUGAGAUCAUCUAUGAUUAAUUUCAAAACAGUUAUUCCUGGAGAGCAACUGAUUAAAAAUCCUUCAUUUGUACAUAAAGCUUUAGGUAUGUAUUAUAUACCUGACAGAUUAUACAAGGGAGUAACUGGAAAAGGCAAGCAAUCUUUUGAUUCUAUAUCUCAAGUAAUAGUCGAUAUGGAACCUAUUUUAAAAUUCGAUGUAAGUUUUGAAACCUACCUUCCAAGAUUUCGAGUUUUACUAUAUCUAGAAGAUAUCGAUUCUCAACUGGCUAUUAGCCAAUAUAAUAUGCCAAGAGCCCAUUUCACACAUUGUCAAGGAUAUUUGGCAUUAGAAAUUCCUAAUCUGUCGGAAAGAAGACCUUCCUUGAUGAGUGGAGAUUCAUUAUUAGCAAUUGAUAUUGAGGACCCACAAGCAGUUAAAUAUCAAGGUUUUAUACAUAAAGUUCAAGCAAAUAGUAUUUGGCUCAAGUUUAAUCCACAAUUUCAUGACAAAUAUAAUGGUAAAGAUUAUAUUUUGGAGUUUCAUACAACUCGUACAAGCAUACGCAGGUGUCAGCAAGCAAUUGAAAUGGCUGUUGAAAAUUUGGGAAGAAAAAUACUAUUUGCUGCCCAGUGCAAUUUAAGAUUGCCACAAUUAGAUAUCAAUUUAGAUGAAAAUGAAGAUUUGGUUCUAGAAGAAAAGAAAAAAGAGAUUAUAAAUACUAUAUUGCAUGAAAGACCUUUAUGUUCCAUUGAAAAUACGAAUGAUUUUAAAUCAGUUGUUAAGAGCGAAAGUGUAGUGACUAAGCAUAUUGAAUGGAUAAAUAAAGAUAUGAACAAGUUGCAAAAGCAAACUGUUAAAAAUAUUCUUCGAGGCGAUGCAAGACCAUUACCAUAUAUUAUAUUUGGUCCUCCAGGCACAGGAAAGACCAUCACUGUUGUAGAAACUGUCAUGCAGAUUCUUAAAUUAAUUCCUAACAGCAGAAUUUUAUUAGCUACACCUUCUAAUAGUUCGUCAAACUUGCUGACACAAAGGCUGAUUGGUUUAGGUUUAAAACCUGGUGAAAUGGUUCGUGUUUUAGCCCAUCAUUUAAUUGAAAGUGGCAUGGUGCCUGAUGAUAUUCAACCUUAUUGCUCAACAGUUGAUUUAGCAAGGGAAGGAACAAGAGAAUCUAGGUUUAAAACAAUGGAUACUGGCCUCAGAUUGCAUAGCACAAGGUCGCAGCUGGCACGUUAUAGGCUUAUAAUAAGUACUUGCAUGACAUUAGGGCAGCUUCAUACAAUGGGCCUUAAACGUGGACAUUUCACACAUGUUAUUGUAGAUGAGGCUGGACAAGCCACUGAACCUGAAAUUAUGGUUCCGAUGACUCAUACUCAUGUUGAAAAGGGUCAAAUUAUUUUAGCAGGAGACCCAAUGCAAUUAGGACCUAUUGUAGGCAGCAAGUUUGCUGCUCAUUUUGGUUUAGAGGAAUCAUAUUUGAGCAGAUUAAUGUUGCGGGUUCCCUAUCAAAAAGAUGCUGAAGGUUUUAAAGAUACUGGAGGUUAUAAUCCGCACUUAGUUACAAAACUAGUCAAUAAUUACAGAUCUUUGCCAGAAAUUUUAAAAUUACCUAGUGAUAUGUUUUAUGAUUCUGAUUUAGAAGCUCAGAAAGUACUGAAGGGCAGCAAUGAUGAAAAACUCCUUAAUUUAGUUGCUGACAUGCUUCCAAAAAGAGAUGCUGAAAGGGGGCCUCCGCCCAUAGUUUUCCAUGGAAUACAGGGAAAAAAUGUCCAGUCAGAUGACAGUCCAUCAUGGUAUAAUAAGGCAGAAGCAGGCCAGAUUCUAGAUUUUAUGUCCAAAUUAUAUGCCAAGGGUAUUAAAACAGAUGAUAUUGGAAUCAUUACUCCUUAUCAAAAGCAAGUACAAGUCAUUCGUGGCACCCUUGAAGAAUUGCAUAUUCCUGUUCCCAAAAUUGGUAGUGUCGAGGAAUUCCAAGGCCAAGAAAGAUCAAUAAUACUCAUUUCUACCGUGAGAUCAAGUAAAUCCAAAGUAGUUCAAGAUCUGCAACAUACUUUAGGAUUUGUUAGGAAUCCCAAGAGAUUGAAUGUUGCAAUAACUAGAGCUAAAACAUUGCUUGUAAUUUUUGGAAAUCCAUCUUUAUUGUCAUUGGAUAAUAAUUGGAACCGUCUAAUAACAUAUUGCAUAUCGAUUGGUGGGUACACUGGCUGUGAUUUGCCUAGCACCUUUUGGAAUGAAGAUGAAUUACGUUAAAA